UCAUCUUUCGGUUUAUUAGAAUACGCCUGUCUCGCGCGUGUGCUCUACUUCCUGGUUGAGCUGGAGGAUUUGUUUCAAUAAACAUGGAUGAAAUCGCAGCGAACGUGCGCACAAGUGACGCUGUAAAGGUCCCAGAGAGCGUUUUGCGCCGGGAUCAGGCGAGACUGGAGGAGUUAGAGCGUCGCAAAAAUGUCAAAGAGAGCCAGGAGGUUUCAGAGGAGAAAGUCUGUUACUUCAGGGCAAGUUUUAGCGCGGAGAAGACUGCUAUUGAGGAGCUGCUCUCCAGCUGCACACAGACUGACCGGCAGAACGCCACGGAGGUUUUAGAGGAGGCAACAAACAUGCUACAGCGCCUCCAAAAGUUCCUGAACGACAGCACGAUAUUUCUCACAAAGUACGAACUGAGACAGGCGCAGGAAUCUCUACAGCAACUGCAAGGCUCCAUCGCGGAGAAAAGGGCAGAGGGGAUGCCCAAAAAGAAGUUCGCGUUCCGGUCCCGUGGCGCCGGGGCGAGUCAGCAGGCAGCCGUCCCCUCUGCCGGUACUGAAGGGGAACCAAAGGCAGAUCCCGGGCAGACCGUGGUGGACUCUGUCGGCAGAUCUGAACAGCAGUGCGGCUUCUCAAAUGCCCACGACGAAGUUUUAAUCAAGAAGUCUGAAGAGAUCCAGCAACGCGAUGUUCUGUUGUCUCACCUUACGAAUUGCAAGGUCAGACUUUACGGCUCACCGAGUACCCUGCAUAUUAAAAAUGUAAGGGGUUGCCAGAUCCUCAGUGGGCCUGUGUCCAGUUCGGUUUUUAUUGAUGAGUGUAAAGACUCCACUCUGGUACUGGCCUGUCAACAGCUGCGCACUCACAACACCACAUCCACCCAAAUAUACCUCCAUGUGACUAGUCGAGCAAUCAUAGAGGACUGCCACGGAGUCUCUUUUGCUCCUUUUAACUGGAAGUAUGAUCUACUAGAGGAUGAUUUUCGAGUUUCUGGACUUGACCCCAAACGAAAUAAUUGGGCCCAGGUGGAUGAUUUCAACUGGCUUGCUGCUGAAACGCCUUCACCAAACUGGACUGUCCUUCCAGAUGAUAAGAGGACGACUUGUUGGGACGCUACCGAGCCAGAAGCAUGAUCUGGCAUUUUUAUCCUCUUAAAGUGUUGUUGAUUAAUGGCAUUAUCAAAUUCUAAUUAUCAUGCCUGUACUUAAAUAUUUUCCUAUUUAAUGCAAUGUCUUAUGCCUGCUUGUAAAAAUAAACAUGGCCAUGUUAAAUGCAUUAUGACUUUAUUUAUUAUUCACCCUUCUAGUGUUAAAGGUAACAUAGCAUUAUAAUAGUAACUGGUGACGGGAUCAUAGGCCACCAAGGCUCAUCCAUGCCUGCAAGGACAUAAGCCUAGCCUGUCUGGUCCGAUCCUACAGAAAAGCCACUGUAGCAAAAAUUGCCGAAAAAAGGCAAUACUGGCCAUGACAGAAAGGCACCAGAAGACCCAGUGCACCAUAGCUCACUGUGCAUGUAGUCCAGCAAGAAAAGGAGCUCAAGGUGACCAUACGAUGCAACGGGUAAACUGUCUGGUCCCCAAAGGCCCCACCCCACAACCUACAGCACCCAAAUGAUCCACCGCCAACAUUUCUGUGCCGAACACCACUCUCCCGAGAGAUCCUGCAAAGUCAAACCGGUGGCAAAAGAAGAACCAAAAACCUGUUUAAAUGUUAAUGAUUUUAAUGUCAUAGCAAAUUAUUAUUAUUAUGAAUGUAUAAUUCUAUAAUGUACUUUAGCUAAUACUUUUUAUGAUAUUUUAAGAAUGUGAUACAGUGAGACCUGGAUUUCUCGUCAUACUCAUGUUUAUUUUCACACUUUUCACGUUUCAGAAUUUGACAGAUCAUCAAGGAAACCCAUCUGACACAAAAAAAAUUCUCAAAUGAAAGAACCUUUUAUAGGUUUCACAAAAUUUAAAUUCAGUGUUAUGAUUUUAAAUCUGAUCUCAAAGUGUAUAUAAAUAUAUCAACUGUGACAUUGUUUGAGCCAGCAUGUAUACAUUACAGUUGUGCUCAAAUGUUUUCAUACCCUGGGACAAUUUGCUAAAUAUGUACCAUUUUUUUAAAAAAGAAAACCUAAGUGAGAAGGCAAAAAACAUUUUUUUAAUUCUUAGAGGACUUAAGUUUAUAUGUCAGGCAUAACAGAAUGGCACAAUCAUCAAACAAAACAUGACAACAAUGAAAAUGACUAAAUAAUCCCUGUUUAAAAGAUUGCAUACCUUUAGGUCUUAAUAUGGUGUAUUGCCCCUUUAGCAUCAAUGAUGGCAUGCAGUUUUUUGUAAUAAUUGUGCAUGAGGUCCUUAAUUCUCUCAGAUGUUAUAGCUGCCUGUUCUUCUUGUCAAAAUGCCUCCGGUUCCUGUACGUCUUUUUGGUUGUUUUGCAUGAACUGCAUGUUUGGGAUCUCAAAGUGACUCAAUGACAUUGAGGUCAGGAGAAUGUCAAGAAUUUUCGCGCUGUAAAAUGCAAAUUGUCUGCCAGUAUUUUCUAAUAACAUGCAUUCAUCUUGCCAUCAAUUUUGACUA
Clarias gariepinus (North African catfish) is the source of this 2545-nucleotide messenger RNA. RefSeq names its product tubulin folding cofactor C (gene tbcc). The transcript has a single exon. The record is from RefSeq and is a predicted model, not a curated record. Gene Ontology annotation, cellular component: cytoplasm. Lineage: Eukaryota; Metazoa; Chordata; Actinopteri; Siluriformes; Clariidae. Gene Ontology annotation, molecular function: tubulin binding. Gene Ontology annotation, biological process: tubulin complex assembly; post-chaperonin tubulin folding pathway. Bases 84 to 1121 code for a protein of 345 amino acids.